Molecule: messenger RNA, 495 nt
Organism: Aureobasidium namibiae CBS 147.97
Lineage: Eukaryota; Fungi; Ascomycota; Dothideomycetes; Dothideales; Saccotheciaceae
Exons: 2
Cellular component (GO): mitochondrion
Source: RefSeq, a predicted model, not a curated record
CCCGAUCCCACAUCACAACUCGGUAGCCCGACGCCCCAGCUCUCUUUCUUCCAGCGAUUCAAGCAGCUCGGCAAAGAGUACGGCUGGGUCGUGACUGGUGUCUACUUCGGACUUUCCGCUCUGGAUCUUCCCUUCUGCUUCCUGGCUGUCAGAGGGCUCGGCACCGACCGCGUCGCUCGCUGGGAACAUGCCAUCGUUGGAACUGUCAAGGACGCUAUCAAGGCUGUCAUGCCCGAUGUUGGCGCAAAGGCAGACGAUGUUGUAGAACAAGUCGAGACUGCUGUCGGCAGCCCUGCUGCUAGGGAAGGCAAUGUAUGGGGUGUCCCGGAGGCAGAUGCUCGCAACAAGGAAGAAGCAUCUCUGUGGACACAAUUCGUUCUCGCUUACGCCAUCCACAAGUCUUUCAUCUUCAUCCGAGUGCCACUGGCUGUAGCCGUUACACCAAAGGUCGUUAAAAUCCUGAGAUCUUGGGGUUGGCAAGUCGGAAAGAAGAAG